This is a messenger RNA of Chara braunii, 3299 nucleotides long. NCBI's taxonomy places the organism in Eukaryota, Viridiplantae, Streptophyta, Charophyceae, Charales, Characeae. The record is from the annotation of a GenBank genome assembly.
GCAGGCAGUGGAGAGGCACCGUGCGGAGUUGGCCGAGGAGUUGGAGGAGGUGAGGCAGCCAUUUUGGAUGACUGGCGCCACCAUCCUCUCAGACGGGAGGAAAUCACAAGACGGGAGACCGAUCGUUAAUUUCCUCGCCGCAGGGUCUCGAGGGGUCGUCACGUACACGACGAUCAAUGGAGAGGGGGAGCCGGACGAUGCUGUGCACGUCCCUCGGAGAUGGGUAACCAUUUUCCACGAGUUCAGGUUCGGCAGGCCGCAGCGGGUCAAUGCGAUAUGCACUGACUCCGCGUCAGCGUACGUUGGGGCUACCAAGGCUCUGACCUUGGAGACCAUGCUUGCAGCAUUGAGGAGGAUCACUUGGCUCCCAUGCUUGGUCCAUGUCUGCAACAAAUUGUUGUCAGACAUGGGGACGUGUUGCGACGCGUUUGUUGAUACUAUCACACACGCUCGUGUGCUGGUGGUGUUUUUCAAAACCCAUCAGGCGGCCCUUCAUUUUUUUAGGAAGCGCAGCCCCAACCUCGGUCUUGUUCUAUCAUGCGAGACGCGGUUUGCGUCUGUGUACUCCAUGUUGGAGAGGCUCAUGGCCCUGCAGGACACUUUGCACAUGAUGCGAGGGGAUGACGAGCGGGUUUUUGCCUUCAUCCCGUGGUCUGCCGAUGUUUGCUACAUGGCGCGUUGGGUGCGUCGACAGAUCAGAUGGGAUCCUUGGUGGCAGAGGGUGGCCACCAUCGUCCAUAUCAUGGAGCCCGUGAUGCAGUUGCUCCGACGGAUGGAUCGUGGAGGGCAGUUCAUGUCGCUCGUGCUCGAGUGGGCACAGGAUCUUGUGCAGCGGGUGAAGGAGGCAUGCGCUCCUUUGGGGUCCUCGAUCCUAGACCGGAUCAUCAGGCGUGUGCAGGCACGCUCGCAGCACAUGCUAGAGCUGGCCCACUGCGCUGGGUUCUUACUGAACCCCCGCAGGCGACAUGUUCGAUAUUUUUCCGGCGAGGUGCAGGAGUCCUAUGCUUGGCUUGUGAGACAAGUCAAGAGGUACAUUCUGACGCAGACGGGUUUCGAGUUGGAGGGUGCGGAGCACCUCCUUGCCUGCCGGCAGUUCGAGGACUUCCACAUGCAGCAGGGUAGGUUUGGUGAUUGGGGCGGGGCGGAAGGGCGUGCUCAUGGGCGCGCGUGUAGCGGUGACGCCGAGAUGAUCGAGUGCGCGUCUUGGUGGUCCCAGUACGGGGCUGGCGCCCCUGAGUUGCAGCGGUGCGCUCUUCGUGUGAUGCACAUGUGGUCUUGCGCCUCUCCAGCGGAGAGGAACUGGGCAGUCCACGAGGGCAUCCACACGAAGAAGCGUAACAGGUUGGCCUUUGAGAAGGUCGUGCAGCUCAUUGAGAUCACCGCAAAUAUGCGGUUGACAGAGUAUCGGCGGGCAGGAUGCAGUUACGUGCUGCCAUGGCAGCGUGACGAGGGGAUGUUGGACUGCCAGGCAGGACUGGAGGUUGAGCCGGUGCGCACGGGCACGCGCCAGGGGAUGACAGCGGCGGAGAUUGCAGAGAAGGUUGCGCUUAUUACACGCGAUCCCAUCGGGUCUUCCGCACCGCCAUCCACUAAUGUCGUUUUUGAGAGACGUGCUUGCAUUUUCCGUCCAUACCCCAGGGACGAUGACUCGAAUGAGGAGCCCGCACCCGAGGGAGUAGAUGACCCUGCGCUGCCCAUCCCGAGCGAGAUCGACGAGACGCAUGAGGAGGCCAAUGAUGCCGAGGUGAGGACAUACACGGCACGGCGGGCAGCGGACCGGGCAGAGGAGGAGAUGCAGAGGGGGGACGAGGAUUUAUUGGGCCCUUUCGGGGAGGUGGCUUCCACGGGUGAUGCGGGUGCUGACAGAGGCGGGGCCUCUCAUGCCGACACGAGCCGCGUACAGGCGGGGAGACCGACUCCUGCUCCUGCCGGGCAAGAGCCAGCCGUUCAGCCACCUCCUGCGCCGAGUCCUGCACCGCCCAUCCCCGAGGAGGGGGAUGUGGCAGCAGCAGCGCAGGAGGCAUUAGCAGUGUCGACAGCGAGGGAGGAGGUGCCAGCACAGGCAACGGCUGAGGAGGAGGUAGCGGCAGCGACGCCGCAGGAGGCCGUUCCUAUGGAUCAUGACAGUGCAGACACCGAUCAGCAACUUGUGUGGCGCUUCAUCACGGAGGAGGUCGAUCCAGUCGUGGGGGGUCGGGUGCCGUCACGGGAUGACGCAGCAGACGCUACGGGGACGCAGACCCCGAUAGAGAGGACGCAAGCGGAGUCUCCAGAUACAGCACGCGACAUCAUAGAGCGAGAGAGGGCUCGACUUAUGGCAUCGAGUAACCCGCGUGCUCAGGCGUUCGCACGGGCCUUGGAGGAGGCCAGGCGUCGAAAGACAGGGGGGGAUGGUGUGCAGGGUGGGGUGGUGGCUGGGGAGGACGUUAUGGAGGGAGUAGCGGCAGAGGCGGACGAUGAGGCUAUACAGGGUGGGUUACAGGCAGUGGAUGUUCCUGUGGAUCGCCAGCCACAAGCGGCGAAUGAGGCUGUGCAGGCAGGACAGCGGCGAGAUGAGGGGGCUAUAGAUGCACGGCCCGUGGUUCAGGAGACAACGAUGGGAGCAGACUCCAAGCGUGGAGUGCCUCCUCGUCCACGCCCUGUGGCUGCAGAGGGAGGCGCUCCGCUUGGAGAGAGUUCGGGGGCGGAGGGGUUGGGGAUGCCUCCUGGAUCCCGCCGUGCGCAGACGGUUGCAGAGGCUAGUGCGAGGGUUGUUUUAUUGAGGAAGGGAGGAGGCCCUGUCACCAUCGAGGAGGAUGAUCCUGAGACGGAUGCGGCAGUGCGGGAGGAGGACAAGGACUAUGAGGGCGAGGAGGAGGGUGAGGAGGAGAGCGAGAGCGGUUCCGGCAGUGACGACGACUACGGCGACGAUGGGCCCCCACCUCCCCCGCCGACGCGUGCAUCUAGACGCUCUGCUGCGCAGACUUCUUCAUCCGCACGAGGGAGGAGGAGGUCGCCAUCUGGCUCUCGAGGGGGUGUGAGGAGACGGAGCGGGAAGGGGAAGAAGGGUCGUUGACCGUGAGGCCAACACUCUGUUUUUUCCCUACUCGCACUGUACUUCAUCAUGUUGUGAGGUCCUGUUUUUUUUUGUCGUGUCGUCUUUGUCUUCGUAUUGUUAGACACUCAGUAUUAGUGUGUGUGUUGUAGUUGUUGUUUCUUUCGUUUUUGGUGUGUAUGAUUUUGGUACCAGUAGGGUGAUCGUAGGGUAACGUUGGUUGCAGCAGACUAAGUACAGUACAGAAUCUCGGCAGCUACAACAC